AUGAUGCUGGUGCCGCUGACUCUAGCUGUUAUAAGCAAAGCUUUGGAUGAGUGCAGCGAGAUUCAUCUGCACAACACUGUUCUCAAUAAUGGUGUCGCCUGCGAGCCCAAGACAGACUGGAUAUGGUUAUCGAAAAUAUUAUGCCUUAUAUUUGUUCUUUUAACAAUCAUUUCCUACACGAUUAUUUUCAUUACAUUUCGUCAAAUUAUGAAAACGCUGCGGAGCAGUGUCAUUGCCAAAAAGACCAAAAUUCUACAGCGCCAAUUAACUAUUGUUAUGAUUGUUCAGGCAGCAAUGCCGGUAAUUUGCACGGCAGUACCAACAGUUGCAUUCUCAGUGGUGAAGUACUGUAAAUGGCCGCCAUCGGAUUACGGAUCACUGGCAAUGGGAUUCAUAAAUUGGCAACCAUGCCUUACUCCCAUUUUCACGAUAUGUUGCAUCAGAGCAGUCAAAGAUGAAUUUUUCCGCCUCUUUCACAUGACCGCUCGUCGGCAGCUUACACUCAAAGUAAUAUCGAUGAAAGAAUACGAAGAUCAGCACGCUGACCAAGGAGCCAAUGCUUUGGCUUCUGUGCAGCAGCGUGAAAACAUCGAGAACUCACAAGACGGUGCAGAUUUUUAUAUCGCUGAACCUGAUAUAUUGCAAAUCAUUCCAUCCGCAGCAUGGAAUUCUACUGAUGUUGCUGGCAAACUGGGAGCUAAGUCUGACUCCAAUCUUCUCAUUAUCUUUCGCAAAACAAUAGAUGAACAAGUCUUUCCGUUAAUUUCGCAUAGUUAUUCACAGGUAAAGGGCAGUUAG
Molecule: messenger RNA, 798 nt
Organism: Gongylonema pulchrum
Lineage: Eukaryota; Metazoa; Nematoda; Chromadorea; Rhabditida; Gongylonematidae
Source: the annotation of a GenBank genome assembly